UAUGGUUUUUUAUUUUGUCUUGACAUCCAUUUUGUUACGUUGUGUAUUUAUGAUUCUGAAUGUUCUCUGUUUUUUUUAACUUUAAUUUGUCAGAGGGGCUUUGACCAACAAUGGCUAUCAUUAACAUUCUCAAAGGCUAUAUUUCUUGGAAAUGGCCUUGUUGCUAUUUUGUCUGGUCUGUUUGGAAACGUCCUUGUUGAUACAUUGGCUCUUGGACCUGUGGCCCCCUUUGAUGCUGCUUCAUGUUUUCUUGCUAUUGGUAUGGCCAUCAUACUAUCUUCAUGGACGGAAAAUUUUGGGGAUCCUUCCGAGAGCAAGGACUUGCUUACCCAAUUCAGGGGUGCUGCUGUUGCCAUUGCUUCAGAUGAAAAAAUUGCCUUGCUGGGUGCCAUACAGUCUCUCUUUGAAGGUUCAAUGUACACCUUUGUGUUUCUAUGGACUCCUGCAUUGAGCCCAAACGAUGAAGAGAUUCCCCAUGGUUUUAUUUUUGCAACUUUCAUGUUGGCUUCAAUGUUGGGAAGCUCACUUGCAUCCAGGUUGAUGGCCCGAUCUGCACUCCGAGUAGAGAGCUAUAUGCAAAUUGUUUUUGCAGUUUCUUCUGCUGCUCUGAUGCUCCCAAUUUUGACCACUUUCUUGGUAGUUCCUACUGGGGUGAAAGGUGGAAACAUCUCAUUCACUGGCUGCAUUCAACUUCUUGGCUUCUGUGCUUUUGAGAGUUGUGUUGGCAUAUUCUGGCCAUCCAUUAUGAAGAUGAGAUCUCAAUACAUUCCCGAGGAGGCCAGGAGCACCAUCAUGAACUUUUUCCGCAUUCCUCUGAACAUUUUUGUGUGUGUCGUGCUGUACAAUGUUGAUGCAUUCCCCAUCACUGUUAUGUUUGGCAUGUGCUCAAUUUUCCUUUUGGUGGCUUGCAUCUUGCAAAGGCGACUGAUGGCGAUUUCAGAUAAGCCAAAAGCAACAGAUUGGCAACUGAAGGAUAGGGACGGCGAGUCUGAACCAUUGAACAUUUAACUGGUUUUUGCCCGAGUUUUGCGAAGUCACUGAACUUAAGCUACGUGAGUCUUACUAAUGCAUUUUUCUGUCUACGACUGUGUACGAUGCAAUCUGAGUGAAGGUAAAACUGAUGCUCACAAAGAGAAGAAAUUGAAGCAAAAAGCAGAAAAGGACAAGAGGAGCAAUUUUUUAAGUGUUUUUAGUAUAAAUAUCGUAGUGCAUUAGAUUUCUAUUGGCUAUUA
Molecule: messenger RNA, 1232 nt
Organism: Vigna umbellata (rice bean)
Lineage: Eukaryota; Viridiplantae; Streptophyta; Magnoliopsida; Fabales; Fabaceae
Source: RefSeq, a predicted model, not a curated record